AUUGCGCAGGCUCGACGUGCCGGCAAGAAGGCCUUCCACACCUCCCUCAGCUCUGUGGGCGGCGAUGGCCUGGAUGACGUCGUUGCUGGUGCAGCCAUCGACUCAGACUCGGAUAGCGACUCUGGCGACUCGUACUCCGCCACCCAGGAGCAUCGCGCGCUUCGCAAGCGCAUUCAGGCGUAG
Molecule: messenger RNA, 183 nt
Organism: Trametes versicolor FP-101664 SS1
Lineage: Eukaryota; Fungi; Basidiomycota; Agaricomycetes; Polyporales; Polyporaceae
Exons: 1
Source: RefSeq, a predicted model, not a curated record